GCAGUUCUCCUCAGCCUUUCUGCCUCGGGGAAGGAGGGAAGGGCCCAAGCGUGGUCAGAGGGCGGUGGAGCCCACCAUUAGGCCACCGGGCCUAGUGGUUGGCGCCGACCAAUAGGCCACCGGGCCCGUUGUUGGCGCCUCGAGGGCCCGACGACCGUUGAAGCCUAGACCUGAAGCCGUCGGGGUGAAGGAGGAUCAGGCUCGUUUAGGCCUUGGAAAUAGGCCGCUGAGGAAGACGUUGGUUCUUAAAAAUGAUUGAAGUCGGCAUACUUAAGAUUGAAGACCCAGGCUGUUUCUGGGUCACGAAAAAAGGACACGGGCCUUUUUUAAACCAUGAAAUGGAAUAUCAGAAGUUGACUAUUGAGAUGAAUAACUUCUACAAUCAUGCAUGUAGAGGUGAAGACCUAAAGCCAUUAAUGUUGGAAGAAGGACAGGUUUGUGUGGUCUAUUGUGUGGAGCUGAAGAGUUGGUGUAGGGCGGUUGUUAAAUCAAUCAUGCCCUCUGCAGACCACCACUUGGCAGAAUGUUUCCUUGUGGAUUUUGCUAAAUAUAUUCCUGUAAAAACAAAGAACAUUCGGGUGGCUCUAGAGACUUUCAUGCAGCUUCCUUACAGAGCGAAAAAAUUCAGGCUCUACUGUACAAAACCAGUUACACUGCAUAUUAAUAUCUAUAAGGACAAUGCUGAAAUAGUGCCAGCCAAGAGAUGGGACAGUGCUGCUAUUCUGUACUUUAAUAAAAUUCUAAAAGCAACUACUCAAAUUGAGGCUAAAUUAUGUGCAGAGCAAGAAGACUUUUUUGACGUUUACCUUUAUGUAACCAUAAAGAAUGAGAAGAUUUGUGUAAAUGAUGAACUGGUUGCAAAGAAUUUUGCCUGCUAUGAUACGCCCAAAGAAAGUAAAUUUGGUACUCCUGAGAACAUAGUGAAGUGCACCACCAAAAUAAAUUCUAAGCCCCUGCCAAGCGAAAUUAAUCCUGCACUUGCUCUUUGGCCAACGUUGUUUCAAGAAAAAAUACCUGAGUGUCUUGGAGCCAGUAUUGCCUCUCAGGCCCCAAAACUUCCAAUUGGAGAUUUCUCACCUAAACAAGUCCUGGGGAAUGAGUGUAAGGAAAAAGAGCACAUUUCUUCCAAUGAAAUAAAUAAUUCUACUGUCACUUCAGGGUGCUACCUUCCAAAAAGAGACAUGACUAAUCUUGCUGACUCAGUUGAACAAACUGCAAGUGUAUUAAGUCCCAAGUUAAAUGAAAACCAAUCAAAAUGGACUAAGAAGAGAGGCUGUGGUGAGAGAAAUGGCUGUGUGAAGUUGCUGCAGUUUUUAAAUCCAGAUCCUAUAUUUGCUGAUGGCACUCAUUAUUUGCAGAAACCAAAUAUCAGCAUGCAGCAGCCUUUCACUGUUCUCCGCAACAAAAUUGAACCAUGUUCAACAUUUGAAACCGCACCUCUGUCGAGAAACCUGAAGAAGGCACUUCGCAGGAAUAAGUUUCAAGGACCUAAUCACACUGAAUCUUACUGCUGGCCACCAAUUGCUCGUGGAUGUGAUUCAGUAGUCAUAUCUCAUCAUGGAAAAGAUCCUUUAUUGUAUAUUCCACCAAUUCUUACAUUUAUGCAAAUCGGAAACUGCUACAAGUCUUUACCCUCUAGGAAUGGACCAUUAGCAGUCAUUUUAUGCCCUGGAUGGAAGAAGGCAAUGCUUGUUUUUGACCUGUUAACAGAGUACAGCAGAGGCACCAGACCUCUUCAUCCUAUGUUAGUGUUAGUUGGACUCUACAAAGAGGAAGCCAAAAAUAUGAAGCUUCAAAAGGGAUGUGAAGUAAUCAUCACAACACCACACAGCCUUUCAAGACUCCUUAAAUAUCAUAGCUUAUUAUUUCUUAGAAUCUGUCAUCUUAUUUUUGAUGAGGUUGAAGCAUUAUUCUUGGAAGCUAGUGAGCAAAUGCAUACUAUCUUAGACUAUUUCAAGAAAAUGAGUAUUGAAAGAGAUUCUUCACCACAUCAGAUUGUCGCUGUUGGAACUCAUUGGAGUAAACACUUAGAAAUUUUAAUAAAAGAGUUCAUGAAUGACCCUUAUAUUGUUAUAACUGCCUUGGAGGAAGCUGCACUCUAUGGAAAUGUACAACAGGUAGUACACCUGUGUUUAGAAUACGAAAAAACUUCUCCUUUACUCCAAUUUCUUGAUUUUACCCCAAGUGUUACUCAGAAAACUCUAAUAUUCACCAGUUCUGUAGAUGAAGAAGAAUUGAUUUAUAAGGCAGUGGUGAACAGUUCAAUAUUUUGUAUCAAAAGCCACAGAGAUAUGGGUUUUGACUCCAAAAAUGUUUUGGAACAAUGGAAAAAGAAAUUCAGUUCUGGCACUCAUGUAGUGUUAGUUUUAACAGAUGACUGCAUUCCUUCCUUGGCUAUUACUGAUGCAACUUGUGUGAUCCAUUUUAAUUUUCCUAAUUCUCCAAGAAUUUAUGGUGACCGUUUGUACUGCAUGUCAGAUAAUUUUCAAAAUUUAAUAGAACAGGGUGCUUCUGUAGAGCAAGGUGUCUCAAAGGCAAAGUCUAUUUUACUGCUGACUGAAAAAAGUGCCUGCCAUGCAGUUGGUAUACUGCGUUAUUUGGAACGAACAGAUGCCAGUAUUCCACCUGAACUGUGUAAUUUUACUGCUGGUGUCCUGGAAGCUAAAGAAGAUAUGAAAGUUGGAAGACCUCUCUGUCAGUACCUUAAGGAUUUUGGUUUUUGCAAAAAUAAAAGGAUGUGUCCUGAUAGACAUCGUAUUAAUACAGAAGUAGAUAUACCAAAUAUUUUUUCUGAAAAAACUCCAAAUGAUGGAUACAUAACUAUAAUUCCAUUUUACAUUGUGAAUGCAACAAACUACUUUGGUAGAAUCAUAGAUAAAUAUGAGGAUCUGUAUGCACAUCUUAGUGCAGAAAUGAAUGAAUACUUUAAGGAAUCCACUAAUAAAGUACCUGUUAAAAAAGUGGAGAAACUUAAGUUGUAUGCAUUAUAUGAAAAAACACUCUUUCACAGGGUUCAAGUGUUGAAGAUCGGUCAAGAAGAAAAUCGGAUCUUUUUUAAUGUCCAAAUAAAAUAUAUAGAUGAGGGCAGAACUGAUAACAUAAAGAGUUAUCACCUCCUUCACCUACCUGAAAGAUUUCACAGUAUCCCUCCUCAAGCUGUAGAAUUCAUUGUUUGUAGAGUGAAACCUAUUGAUAAUGAAAUUGACUGGAGCCCAAAGGUCACUAGAUACAUUCACAAUAAAAUUAAAGGGACAAUACAUGAGGCAAAAAUAGUACUUUCUCUGGGAAAUACAGUUUGGAUUGAUCCAAUGAUCCAUGUCACCAGACUGUCCGAUUUGAAAACAUCUAUUAUUGAAUAUAAUAUUCGCUCGGAGAUACUGUCUUUGGGCAUGGGCACUGAUAAUCCAGAACAUGCAGAAAAUUUGAAAAAAUUGUUUGAAGAAGCCAAAACCGCAACUCAUGAGGAGAGCACAAUCCAAAACUCAAUAUUUGCUAAAAGUCCCGACACAGUCAAGAAGCUUGCAGAUGAUCUGCAGAGUACAGAAACAGAAGACGAGGUCACAAAAAACGCUUCAUCGGAGAUGAAUCCAGAAGAUCCAAAGAGUGAUUUUGAGUCGGAAAACAAGGGACAAACAGAUAUUAAAGGAACAGCAUCACGGACUUACCCUAAAAGCUACAACCCAGAAAUAAAAUGGUUUCAAAAAGAAGAUAAUAUUAUUUUGAAGUUAAAAAUAAGAAAUGUAAAAGAUCAUAAAUGUACAUUUUCUAGAGAGGGGGUUAUUUUCAGUGCUUGGGUGGGAGACAAGUUUUACCUGGCUGAUCUUCAGCUUCAUAAAAGCAUAUUUGAAGAAAAGUCCAAAUGUAUAAUUAAAAAUGAAGAACCUAUGAUCAUUCUUGUGAAAGAGAAAAAGGAACCUUGGUUGACAUUACUCAAGCACAAGAGUCCUAAUGUGUCUUUUGAUUUUGAUCACUGGGAAGAACCUGAAGAGGAAAGCCCUUUUUCUAAUGUUGUACCUGCUAAAAGAAUGCACCAUUUUCCUGAUCGGAUAAUUGAAGAAAUGGAUGACUCUUCAGGGGACAGUGAGAGUGAGAGUGACUAACAUGUAGUUAUUUUCCAUGUUUGGAUGAUGUACUUUUAUGUAUUAAUGGAUGUUAUGAGCAUGAAAAUGGAGAUAUGUUGAAAUGUUGACAUUUGUAGAAAUAACCUUUAUUUUUAUCCCAAAGAUGGAAUAAUUAGAUGAUCUCAUUAAUAGUUGAAAUGUCAUUUUUAGCCAGAUUACAGACUAAAUUAAAGAGAUGGUAGAGGAAUGCAGUAGAGGAAUUGGAUGGCACAGUUUCAAAGACUGUUGAAGGCAGCAUUCAGAAUUUUAAUCUGGGUUAGCCUUCUGAGUGAAUGGACUCACACAAAUAGAUGUCCCACUCUCCCCUGUGUGGAAGAGUGUUUUUGUAUAUAUGCCUUUCUCUCCAUCCCUCCCCUUGGCAAACUUCAAGUUUGAGUAGUAAAAAGCAAAUUUUGAUCCAUGAGUAAUGGAGUAUAGAGCUCUCACUGUAAGACAGUCAUUUAGAAAUUGGUCCAAGAUUUUGUUUUUGUGAGGGCAAGGAGAAAGCAGUUGUCCUCUUGAGGGUGGCUUUCGGCCCUAAUUAAAUAGGCUUCCUCCUCACAAAACCAGCAGCACAUAGCACAAAUUAAUAUCCGCUAUCCCUUCAGCACUGAAUUAGCCUAAUGUUAAACUUAAAAACUUGGAAAACAUAUUGCUCUGCUCCCAUUGUUGUCAGGAGCAAAGCAGUUGGAGCAGUGUGGAUUGUUACUGCUUGCUAAAACUUUCUGUGCUUUAAAUUUUGGUUUACAGACCUCUUCGUAUCCUUUAAUAAGCACCAAAUUCAUUUUUCAUGAGAAGCUAUAUUUAAGUCUCUUUGGCAAUGCUGCUUGGAAAAUUAGGCUUCUGUCAAUGUGAAAAUGUGGAUGAAACCAUAUAUUCAGAUUUGACCAGGUCAUUAGUGAAAUGGAGUUUCUAGAUUUUCCAGAAGGUGAAAGUUCUUAACUCCUAUGUAUUCUAUCCCAUUGUUGAGUGUAGAUUUUGCUGAUUACCUGUGACUCCAUGUAUCUCACGGAGUCCCUUGAAUGUUAUUAGCAGUAAUUAGGGUACAGAAAUGAUGACUAACUUACUGAAACUCCAGAGGAAACCAGGUUUGACCGAAUGUUGUCAUCUGGACAACACUACCCUUAAUCAAAAGCCAGAGAUUGAUUGACACUCCCGUGUGAGCAUGGCUAAGGUGAUACUGCCCUAACGGGAUAAUGGGCAGGAUGAAUAGCUAAAAUGGAAAUGUAAAACAAAUUUCGAUUUGAAUUUCACAAUUAGUGUCGAUUCAGCUAAAGAAAAUUAUACCUAAUUAGAAAUGUGAGAUGCCAGAAAACCAAUAUGACCAGGAAGAUUAGCACACAGGAGUUACAUUGUCAAUGGACGGCUGAGUAGGAAGAACUUGCACUGUAGUACCAAUCCAGUGCAUAUGCACAGCGGUGUCUUCUGACAUUGCACUGUGUUAUAUCCAGACAGAACCAACAUCCAAGUGGAACAUUCCCUAAUUCUGCUGUCACAGUCUAGCCAAAGUGCAUAGUGAAAACACCUGCUCUAAGAGAACCGACUGUACUUGAAAACCUAACAGAGAUGGCUUAGCUAGCCACCUGGAUGUUGAGGAGCAAAGAAAGGAAUACCAUCAUUUAGUAGGCAGAUAUUUAAAAUGAAAUAGCAUGGCACAGAGAAUAAAGUGUGAAUAUUGGUAGGAAGUUAAAUGUAAAGCCCACUAGGCGCUUUUGGUCUUGUGGGCAUGCAUGUUAAGGCAAUUUAUCUUUUGUGCCUCAGCUUCCUUAUCUGUUAGAAAAAUCUAGGAAUUAAUAGUUAUUUUAUAGAGCACCUGUUUUUGUAAUGUCUUCUCAAAGAAUCCAAAACUCUCUCUAAAUAGCAUUCUAAUAAUUCUCCUCUAAAUUUUGUUACAAAGUUAAAUGUGACCUGGGCAUCAUCCAGUGUCCCGUACAGGAUGAUUUCUUCUCUGUUCACGGAUUUUUCUUAGGCUAUUUACGUAGAGCAGUAUUCCUUUCGUGAUUAGAGUCUGAUCCUAGAAACAGAGAGAGGAACCUGGGGCAGAUUGCCUUGGGCCUCUUAGAUUAGCAGACCAUUAGCAGUUUUUGGGGACUCUCAUUAUCACUAUUAGAGCUAUGCACAGUUGGAAAUCACAGGGCCUGCCUAACCGAAGUCUUUAGCCCGCUGCUGGCCCGAUUUCCCAGAGAGCUGGGAAGACCUCAUUUUGCCUGCAGGUACCCCAGGGGCCAACUUGACACAAAACCAAUCCAGCUAGAUUUAGGUUGGCUUCAGUCUUCAGUGUCCCCUGUUUUUGUCGGGGAAGGUUUGGGGAACCCAAAUCCCCUUAGCCAAAUCAGAAGUUGCCCCAGGAGUGAUGUCUAGGGGAGCACAAUUGAGGCGGUAGCUCCGGUUUCGGGAGGCCUUGCGGGAUGCCCAGAUCUUUAUAAAGAUCUCACUGCUACGCAGUUCUUCUCAUGAAAUUCUGGAGCAGCAACAGAAUGACCCAGUUUCCAGAUUUGCAUGUGAGGGCUUCUGCAGGGGUAUGUGGAUGACUUCCAAUGUGCAUGUUCUGUGCCUUGGAACUAUUUGUUAUAAAAUGUCUUGGGGACAUCAGAUCCUCUCUGUAUGUAUUACUCUCACAGAGAGAAAGGGCUUACACAGAAGCCUGUCCUGGAGCCUUUGGCAACCUUGUCCUGCCACAGAGUGAGUUGGGAGAACAUACUAGGACAAUUCUGAAUGGUAAGACAGGAGUGAAUUUUUCAACCUCAUGAUUUUUAUUCUUCUGUUCAAAAUUUGAAGUAUUAGUGCCCAGGGCAAGAUGCUUUACUAAAUGGUUCCCUUGAGCCACAAAGAGUUCCAGUGCUCCACUUCUUGUUCACUGGUAGAAGGGGCACACUUAACAGAUCUUGAAUUAAUUCUAACUUCUAAUUAUGUUGCCCCCUUGGAGUUCUUGCUAGUGGAUAGCUCUAAAGGCAGUUUAUUCAUCCUUAAAGAUGAGAAUAAAAAAACAAACCCUUAAUUUUCAUUUGUGCAAAUUGAUUAACUGCCAGAUAUUUAGGUUACAAAACUAAGCUAGUUUUCUUUGAGCAAAUGGGGAAACCUUAAAGUAGUCGUAAACUUGGGUUAGAUGCUCCAUAACUGGAAUUCAUUUGAACUUCCCGAGUGGGGCUGGGGAGAUUCUUUGUUGUAGGUAGUUCAGGUACGGGGCAAGUAUGUGAUAGACUUGGGUGUUCCCUGACAGGAAAGAAAGAGAGAGAGAGAAAGAGUCCCUUGCCUGGAGACAGGCUGUUAUAUACUACCGCUGGAGCAACCGGGGCUUUGCGUUUGAUUUCAUUAUGUCUAGGCUUCCUCGCCUCUUCUUGCAGUGAGCUUAAAGCUUGCCUGGUAAAUGCUAGCCAAGAGACAUUUUGGGCUUGUUUUUGUUUAUUUCUAGGAGGUGUUAGGAACGUGUAAAAGAAAUUUGAUUUUUAGUUUGCUGAAUUAAAGAUUACUUAGCAGGAGAGCUCACAUCUUGCUUUGAAAUGUGUCAUUAUAGAGGCCUGUGAAAUUCAGAUUGCAUGAAAAUUCCCAGUUAAUAUAUUGCUCUGUCAUAUUCCUGAAGUAAUAUUCUACCUGAUCUUUCACACUUGCAUUCUUUUGUUCAUAGCCUGCUGAACCGUACCUCUUGUCAUGUUGUAAUGUAGGCUUUAUUUGAACGCUUCAAUAAAAAUUAUAGCAUGUUCAUAUAAAA
Ornithorhynchus anatinus (platypus) is the source of this 7809-nucleotide messenger RNA. It is a transcript of the gene TDRD12, whose product is annotated as tudor domain containing 12. The record is from RefSeq and is a predicted model, not a curated record. The transcript has 32 exons. Gene Ontology annotation, biological process: germ-line stem cell division; transposable element silencing. Gene Ontology annotation, molecular function: metal ion binding. The coding region runs from base 252 to 4100 and encodes 1282 amino acids. NCBI's taxonomy places the organism in Eukaryota, Metazoa, Chordata, Mammalia, Monotremata, Ornithorhynchidae.